This is a messenger RNA of Corticium candelabrum, 383 nucleotides long. Its product is annotated as transmembrane protein 218-like. Lineage: Eukaryota; Metazoa; Porifera; Homoscleromorpha; Homosclerophorida; Plakinidae. The record is from RefSeq and is a predicted model, not a curated record. Bases 35 to 376 code for a protein of 113 amino acids. The transcript has 3 exons.
UAACGUUCCCGUAUGUAGCAACGCGUGUACCCGGAUGUUACGUAAGAUGGCGGCGGUUGGAGCUGGAGUUAUCGUAUUGUCGGUGUUGUGGGUUUCUGUCAUUGUCCUGUGUAUUUUCCUCGCAAAGUCUACUUCAGCUGGUAAGCUUAUUCCAGUCGUUCUAAUCGUUGCGGUGGUGUUCACUCUAAUAUUGAUAUUCUUACCGCGCAAAGAUCCAGGAGAAAGCAACACAGCAGAGCAGGAUUAUGACACUACGAUCGUGAGUCGUACGGCUAUGCUGGUGGCUCUGAGUCUGGCACUACUCGUCGCACUAAUCCUCAUAUUCACACUACACAUCAUGGAACCGAUCUACGCUCAACAACGACACACACACUAACACACAG